This is a messenger RNA of Solanum tuberosum (potato), 702 nucleotides long. RefSeq lists its product as uncharacterized. Lineage: Eukaryota; Viridiplantae; Streptophyta; Magnoliopsida; Solanales; Solanaceae. The transcript has a single exon. The record is from RefSeq and is a predicted model, not a curated record. Gene Ontology annotation, molecular function: catalytic activity. Bases 1 to 702 code for a protein of 233 amino acids.
AUGGUGUUUUUUCUGGUGGUGGUUUAUGGAUUACAUUUUAUCCAUGAUAGAGUACAAUUAUGGGAAGAUUUGAAGCAAAAGGUAGUCAAUACACAAGAACCCAUGAUCUGUAUGGGUGAUUUCAAUGCAGUGCUAACGGGUGCUGAUAGAAUCAAUGGCAAUCCAGUUCAGGAGAUGGAAAUUAAAGACUUUAAUGAGUUUAUGAUUGAUGCUGGUAUGACAGAAUUGAAGGCAAUAGGAAGAGAGUAUACCUGGUCAAAUGGAUGCAUAUGCAGUAAGAUUGAUAGAGCAAUAGUGAAUGCAGAAUGGAUGUUGAAUAUAAACCAAGUAGAGAUUAAUGUUAUGCAACCAGGAACAUCUGAUCAUUCUCCAUUGUGUCUGGAGUUGGAUAGUAAUAUGAGAGGUAAUCAUAAGGCUUUUAAAAUUUUCAAUUGUAUUGCUGCUCAUCCAGAUUUGUUACCAAAGGUGAAGGAAGCAUGGAGUGGUGGAUAUAUAAGGGAUCUAAAAGAAGUAUGGUUUAAACUCAAGAAAGUGAAAGCAAAUCUUAAACAACUUAACAACAUAGAAUUUAUAGGAGUGAGGAAUAUUGUAAAGGACAUUAGGGGAAAAUUGCAACAUAUACAAGAGAUAAUGAGGGAUCCAUCUGCAGUAGCUCAAUAUAGACAACAUGAAAAGGAACUACAAAUCCAAUUAGAGAAAUAG